Molecule: messenger RNA, 1249 nt
Organism: Eupeodes corollae
Lineage: Eukaryota; Metazoa; Arthropoda; Insecta; Diptera; Syrphidae
Gene: G6P
Product: glucose-6-phosphatase catalytic subunit 1
Exons: 5
Coding region: 121-1167 (348 amino acids)
Biological process (GO): glucose 6-phosphate metabolic process; gluconeogenesis
Cellular component (GO): membrane
Molecular function (GO): glucose-6-phosphatase activity
Source: RefSeq, a predicted model, not a curated record
CUUCUGUCAUUUAUGUCAUUCACUAGACCGUGUGAAUAGAAUGUAUUGACUUCCUUGUUGCAAGUCGGAGUAUUUUUAAUUUUGUUGUUUUUUUGUGCUGUCUAUAUACUUUAUCGCACCAUGGCCGACUACUAUGUGCAAUAUGCAUUGCAUUCUGAGGCUCUACUGACCACAAACGUGCAAGAAAUCUUGCAGCCAUUGGACUCAUGGUUGGUGGCUUUUAGCGAAUACUUCAGCCCAGAAUCGCUGAUUGACAAUGUGAUUCCAAUAAUUGGAACAAUUGAUGUGGAGUUGAUGGGUGAGAUGGCAGUUACCUUGGGACUGUUGAAUGUCAUAUCAUCUGUCAUUAAAUGGGUGUUUCCUGUGCAUCGUCCAACCUGGUGGAUUCGUGAAAACAAUCAUCGCUCCAUAAACAUCAAGCAAAGUCCUUUCUCCUGUGACACUUCGCCUGGAUUUCCAUCUGCUCAUUCAAUGUCAUUCACCGGAUUCGUGUUCAUAUUCCUUCUCUAUCUAAACCUAUCGCCUCGGAACAGAUGGCUGGCGGUGACCCUUUUGUCCAUCCCAACUUGGAUAGCUUGUGUAUAUUUUGGCAGCCACUUCCUGCACCAAUGCAUUUGUGGGUCAAUCGUGGCAGUGCUUGUCAUUGAGUCAAUAAGGCGACGACGACAAAAACAAAUGCAGCAACAACCACCAUCAAGAGAAGGCGCUGGCGCUGGCGUCAUUUGUAUGAAAUCAUGGCGUAAGAUAACUGCAAUAGCUGCCGUUACCACGCUUGGUCUAUUUGUCAUAGGAAUGUAUUUUGCAAUGCUAUAUGCUGGAUUGGAUCCGCAUUGGUCGGUUAGAAUGGCAUUCAAAUGGUGCCCAGAUCCGUACUACUUGCGUCACGAAACCAGUCCUAUUUUCAUUAUGUGCCGUGAUUUGGGAUUUAUGAUGGGCGUUGCGUUGUCAAGUCCAUUUACAAACAGGUUACAUCAGAGACUCGAACCGAAGAAAAGUAUUCCAGCAGUGGUUGUCAUAGUGGCAGUUGGAUUCUUCAUUCGGAGUAAUACUCCGAAAAAUUAUGGACGUGUUGUGUUCGUCGGAUAUGAAUUUAUAAGAAAUGCAAUGCAUUCAUAUUCUUUGCUUACAAUUUUACCAAAUUUGUGUAAGAAAAAUAAAAGUAGUUAAUAAAAAACCAGAAGACAAUAAUUCGAUAAGAUUGUGCGGUCUUUUGCAACUUAACGCACAAAAUGAAGUAUUAAAGCACUAU